Cryptomeria japonica (Japanese cedar) is the source of this 1312-nucleotide messenger RNA. RefSeq lists its product as uncharacterized. The record is from RefSeq and is a predicted model, not a curated record. Gene Ontology annotation, biological process: intracellular protein transport; endoplasmic reticulum to Golgi vesicle-mediated transport. Gene Ontology annotation, cellular component: endoplasmic reticulum membrane; endoplasmic reticulum. Bases 400 to 1059 code for a protein of 219 amino acids. The transcript is spliced from 2 exons. Lineage: Eukaryota; Viridiplantae; Streptophyta; Pinopsida; Cupressales; Cupressaceae.
CUGCACCUUACGAUGUUCGGCCAGCUGGUCUCCUUCAGUGUACGUCUAGAAACUUUGACUAGUUGUGUUGCACGUUGGUUAAAUUAAAUCUUCCGCACUUGAUCCCGAACCAAGAAAAAAGAGGGAAAAACAACAAAAGAGAUUCGGUACUUUCAGAGUUUUCCCCAUUCGUUUUGGAACAGCAGAGCAUAUGGGGCCAUAAAAAGGUGAAAGGGAGAAUGGAAGGUGGGGCGAAAGGAAGCUGACCUUGAACAGUUUCAAAAGUGUGGAAUAACUGAACAAGAGAAGCAACAUGUAAUCGCCGUGUUAAGGCUUCUAUAUUCUUAGUUCCUUAUACAAGAGAUUGGUUUUCAAACAGGGAGGUUUAUGAUAAAGAUCUCCAGAACCAAAUAGUACAGAAUGAUUCAGUUGUUGUCCACGGUUGUAGUUGCCGAGGCCAUCGUGGCCGUGCUAAUAUCAAUUGAUGUGGCCCCAAUCCGCAAGGUGGUGAGGAGGAUUGAUUAUAGAGCGAGCAGCAGGAUGUCUGCUGUAAUAGGGACUCUUGCAGGUACAAUGUUUGUGAUUUUGGGGUCUAGUAUUAAUAGCAUUGCGAAAAUACAAGGUCAGAGCAGGGAGCUUGGUGCAAUUACUCCCACGGAUCAAAUUCUCUCGAAAACCCACAUGCUUGAGGCUUCUUUAAUGGGAUAUGCUCUUUUACUUGGUUUUUUAAUUGACCGCCUGCACUACUUCGUUCGAAGGGUAGAUGCACUUAAAAAGGAAGUUAAAAAUACUCGGACACCUCUCAACGAAGAGAAACAAAAAAGCAGUUCAAAUACAACGAAAGUGUUGAAAGAUGAAAUUGCUGAGCUGAAGCACAAGUUACAAACGCUGAGUUUAGAUUCCGAGUCAAUAGAAAAGCAGGCAAAGUCAGCAGAAGCAAAUGCCAAGGCUCUUGAGGAACAAGCUCAGGGUUUCCUCCUCAAGUAUGAUCGUCUGGAAGAGGACAAUCAAAAACUUCAAAGUGAGAUAUCAGCAUUGAAGAAAACAUCUCCCAAUGUACAUAGCAAAAAAGAUGCAUAAAUAAUCUUAUCAGUGCGCAAAAGUGAAACUUUAUUAUUCAACUCUUAUCAUAGAGAAUUAUCUUUGAUUAUAGUGAUACUUAAAGAGUUUUUUGGAAUAACUGAAAGAAUGAGAUCUGUUGAGGUCUUACCUUAGAGAACUAAUUUCUAACAAGCUAAAACAUUGUAGUAUGUUAGUAAGAUAGAUUUUGGGAUUAUGUGUGAUUGAAUUCAAGGUCAAAAUGUCUCGGGUUAAUUUCUUGAUCCAUCAUCAA